AUGCCGACGGGCACUGUCUCGAAUUGGAACUUCCCCAGGCCCGGCCGGCGGAACUCCGAAGGCUUCGGCUUCGUGAAGGUUGAUGGUGACAGUGGUGGCUCUGGUGACCUCUUCCUCUAUGCAGAUAGCAUCAAGGACCCCAAGCUGCGGAGCGCGGCCAAGCUCUUCGGUCUCAAGAACCAACAAAGAAUUAAGUUCGACAUCGAGGAGCCCUUGAGCCAAAGAAAAAGCCGUUUGGCCAUCAAUGUCAUGCCUUUAAAAGACGAGGACGACCGAGACCGACCCAGGAGCCGGAGCCGCGGCCGGAGGUCUCCGAGUCGCAGCCCUCCCAAACGAAGGGCGAUGAGGAUGGUGUUGAUGGAGUCAGUCAUCCCCAUUGCUCCACUUUCAGGGCUACUUGUGAAAUCGGUGACCCCCACACGCACACAGUGGCUGCUUGCUCCAAAACGCAGCGCGCCAAGUCCCCAAACUCAGAACUCGUGGGAAGCUGUGAGUUCAGAUUGA
Molecule: messenger RNA, 504 nt
Organism: Durusdinium trenchii
Lineage: Eukaryota; Dinophyceae; Suessiales; Symbiodiniaceae
Source: the annotation of a GenBank genome assembly